Molecule: messenger RNA, 267 nt
Organism: Protopolystoma xenopodis
Lineage: Eukaryota; Metazoa; Platyhelminthes; Monogenea; Polystomatidea; Polystomatidae
Source: the annotation of a GenBank genome assembly
AUGAAACAUAGGCUGACUGAUGAGGCUUACAGGGCCUCGACCGACGAUAACGGGGAUUGUAAGUCAGCUUUUAUGAUGCAAGAUUAUGGUUCCUCCCACCGGCAGGUUGAGAUCUUCCACCAAAGACCCUUUUCUACCGUCUGCCCCAGCCAGGGACACGCUUGGAAGUCCUCACCUCGGACAGCUCCUCAGACCGACUGCGUUGCAGAGGCACCAUCAGCUGUCCCAGCAUGGCUGUCUCCUGUGCGCAUGUGUGCCAGUGGGUAA